ACUCCCAUGAAUCGUUUCACUCGGCAGCACUUCCGCAAACGACCAGCGUUUUGGCGUAGAAUGAUAGAGCACUCCUCUACCGCUGACGGCAUGGCUGUGAAGGCGAUUUUGUUUGAUUUGGACAACACGCUCAUUGAAACGAGUCGGGCAGGUGAAGUGGCGCUAAAAAAGAAUUUCAUACAGACCAGUGAAUUUUUGAAGACCACGCUGGGCCUUGAUGACAGCACCGUCUGCACCAUUUGUGACAAGUUCAAGCAGAAGCUGUUCCAUGAGAGUUUUGACUGCUCAGCUGGUCAAACCAUAGAUGAUGUCCGUGCGCAUCACUGGGAGGAAAGCAUCAAGGAGACUGUAGGGAAUUGCUCUAUGCCUUCUUUGCCAGCUCAGUGUUAUAACAUGUGGAAAAGCAGUCGCCUGGAGCUUCUCACUCUGUCUCCUCAAGUAUGCAACCUCCUGAAACAGCUGCGCAGCAGUUACAAGCUGCUGCUGCUGACCAACGGGGUAGCACAGACCCAGAGAGAGAAAGUGGCGACGGCUGGAUGUGAGGAGUUCUUCGAUGCCAUUGUGAUCGCAGGAGAACACAAAGAGCAGAAACCAUUCCCCUCCAUCUUCAGGUUGUGUUUCAGCAUGCUGGAGGUGGAGGCUCAGGACUGUGUGAUGGUGGGAGAUUCUCUGGACACAGACAUUCAAGGGGGGUUGAAUGCCGGAGUUCGGGCCACAGUUUGGAUUAAUAGUGCAGGGGGGGCUGUGUCAGACGGUUCAGUGAAGCCAGACUACACUAUCACUACUGUUCUGGAAUUGCCAGAUAUUCUGGCACAGCUGCAAUAAGAACAACUGGUGAAGAGUGAAUGAGUUUUACUUGAGAUGUUGUGGGAAUUUUUACCUAUUGAUAUAACUGAUUUAGAUAUGACUACUACUCCUAUUAGUUUUCCAGUUUUCAACAAGGUCCAUUUUAAUUUAAGGUUUCUGGUUGGGAUUUUAGACACUGUAAUUUUGAACAUAGAGUCUGUAACAAAAUGUGUGUUGAAGCUUCACUAUUAUACACAUGAGGUGGUCAAAGUAAUUACAUUUAGUUAAGAACUCUAGUACGGUUAAGAUACUUGUAAAAUUACGAGAUUAUUAAGCAUGUUUUUGAUUUGUUAUGGUCAGGCACUGUUGGGUUCAAGGCAUUUCAAACUGAUGCUCUAUUGUAAUCACGUUAAAUCUUUCCACAGCACGGUAAUGUCAUGCGCUUCUGUAUUCAAUUCAGUAAUCACAUUAGUUAUAAUUAUUAGUUCAGUUACACAAAGUUACCUGCAUGAUGAAAUAAAAACACGUGCUAUAAUCAGCUAAUUUCA
Molecule: messenger RNA, 1334 nt
Organism: Oreochromis niloticus (Nile tilapia)
Lineage: Eukaryota; Metazoa; Chordata; Actinopteri; Cichliformes; Cichlidae
Gene: nanp
Product: N-acetylneuraminic acid phosphatase
Exons: 2
Coding region: 7-825 (272 amino acids)
Biological process (GO): dephosphorylation; N-acetylneuraminate biosynthetic process
Molecular function (GO): N-acylneuraminate-9-phosphatase activity
Source: RefSeq, a predicted model, not a curated record